AUGGAGCGUCUUAGGGAUCCUGCAGCCCGCCCUCCGUCCCUCGUCUCGCCUGGCUCUUUUCUCUUUCCCAAACCUCGCUCGGGACUGUCCUCCCACCCUCGAAGAAGCAUGGAUAAACAGCAGCCCAGCUCCUUCCAGCAGCUGGAAAAGCUCGGUGAAGGUACCUAUGCUACCGUCUUCAAAGGGCGCAAUCGCCAGACCGGUGAGAUGGUUGCGCUAAAGGAGAUCCACCUCGACUCAGAAGAAGGCACCCCAUCCACUGCCAUCCGUGAGAUUUCCUUGAUGAAGGAGUUGAAACAUGAGAGCAUCGUCUCGCUCUACGAUGUCAUCCACACCGAGAACAAACUCAUGCUCGUGUUUGAAUUCAUGGAUCGGGAUCUGAAGCGGUACAUGGACACUCGGGGCGAUCGGGGACAACUGGAUCCAGUCACGAUUAAGUCCUUCAUGCAUCAGCUGAUGAAGGGUAUCGCCUUCUGUCACGAAAACCGAGUUCUUCACCGUGACCUCAAGCCGCAGAACUUGUUGAUUAACAAGAAGGGUCAAUUAAAGUUGGGUGACUUUGGAUUGGCUCGGGCGUUUGGUAUCCCGGUCAACACUUUCUCCAACGAGGUCGUCACUCUGUGGUACCGCGCACCCGAUGUUCUUUUGGGCAGUCGCACCUACAACACCAGCAUCGACAUCUGGUCCGCCGGCUGCAUCAUGGCCGAGAUGUACACAGGCCGACCCCUCUUUCCCGGCACAACCAAUGAAGAUCAGCUACUUAAGAUUUUCCGACUAAUGGGAACGCCCUCCGAACGAUCAUGGCCCGGCAUUUCACAGCUGCCGGAGUAUAAGCCCACUUUCCACGUCUACGCGACGCAAGAUUUGAGCUUGAUUCUCCCACAGAUCGACCCUCUUGGAUUGGACCUGUUGAAUCGCAUGCUCCAACUGCGUCCGGAGAUGCGCAUCAGUGCCGCCGAUGCUCUGCAGCACCCGUGGUUCCACGAUCUGCCUCAGCUACAGGCCCAGUUGCAGCAACAGCACCAACAGCAGCAGCAGCAGAUGUCUGGGGCAUACGGAGGCAUGGUUCCGCCUCAGUCAGCAUAUUGA
Messenger RNA from Penicillium maclennaniae, 1089 nucleotides. Its product is annotated as cyclin-dependent serine/threonine-protein kinase phoA. The record is from RefSeq and is a predicted model, not a curated record. Bases 1 to 1089 code for a protein of 362 amino acids. Gene Ontology annotation, molecular function: ATP binding; cyclin-dependent protein serine/threonine kinase activity. Lineage: Eukaryota; Fungi; Ascomycota; Eurotiomycetes; Eurotiales; Aspergillaceae. Gene Ontology annotation, cellular component: nucleus; cytoplasm. Gene Ontology annotation, biological process: protein phosphorylation. The transcript is spliced from 3 exons.